AGAUAGACAGACGGACAUACAACCGAGGAACACGGAAAACAAGGACCAACUUUCCAUAAAUUGCAUGCAAAAUUUUUUUUUCAGCAAUAAUUUUCUUGUUUCUUAAGUUAGCCUUAUCUAUCUCUACACUUUCACUCUCCAUCUAUAACUCUUUCCCAGUCUCUUUCCAAUUUUUAGAUGUAAAAAACAAAAAUAAAAAAUUUGUUUCAUAUAACUUCUUGAAUUACAAAAUUUAUCCGACCUUAUCUCCUUUUUUUAUCUUGGUUAUAAACAUUGUGCUUUCAAAACCAACCCAAAAACCCUUCUAAAACUCACUCUUUCUUGCUUUAUCUUCCCUUCUAAUUCUUUUUGGUUUUGAUGGAGGCCGUGCAAGGAAGCCGUUCGUUCUUUCAAACGAAAACAUUUGGGGCUCCAGUUUCACGGUCACCGGAAAGUUAUCUACCUCUUUAUCAUAACCUAGAACCUGUAUUUGCAGAAACUUCCGUACAAUACAACCUUUUUGAAGAGAACCCUUUUGAUCAAGCCCUAGAAUCAGGCUUUUCUCGUCUCAAUGUGUCAACGAAGAAGAACCAAGAGUUUCGCUAUCCGAGUGUUGUUGGUGGUGAAUUAUUUGAGGGGUCCGGGUAUGGGUUUGGUGGUGGGUUGGCGAGAACAGAACUAGAGAGAAACAAUGUUGUUGUUGAGGGUCUGAAUGUGGGUUUUGAUGGGGUGAUGAGGAUGGGCCCAGAUAUUGAUAGUUGGGAUACUGUCAUGUCUAGUUCGCAUCAGCCGUCCAAUUUAAAUAGAAAUUGGUAUUUGUUUGAUUCAAGAAGAAAUGAACUUUUCAACGAAUUCUCAAUGGUACCCUCUUUCAAUCCAAAUGGAUUGGCGGCUGCUGCUGCUGGUGCCGGUUGCUCAAGGGCUUCUUGUUCAAACAACAAGAAUAAUAACAAUAAUAAUAAUAAUCAGACUAACAAUUGUUUUAGGAGGCAUCAUUGGUUACAAGAGCCUUUGAAUUUUUUGAGUCUAAGUGAUUUGAGAGGUAGGUUUGUGUCCUUAGCAAAAGAUCAAUAUAGUUGUAGGUUUUUACAAAGGGUUAUUGGUGGAGCUUCAAAGGAGGAAAUUGAUAUGAUUUUCAUGGAGAUUAUUCAUCAUGUUGGUGAGUUGAUGUUGGACCCUUUUGCGAAUUAUGUUGUUCAAAAAGUUGUGGAUGUUUGUAGUGAGGAACAGAGAAGUCAGAUUCUUUUAAUGGUUGUUAAGGAUGGUUUUCAACUUGUUAACAUUUGUCUCAAUGUUCAUGGGACUCGUGCUGUACAGAAAUUGUUGGAGAAACUUACUACUCAACAGCAAAUCUCGUUAGUUAUGUCAGCUCUAAGCCCUGGCGCUGUUGCAUUGACCAAGGACAUGAAUGGUCAUCAUGUGAUCCAGUACUGCUUGAAAAAUUUCUCUUAUGAAGAUAAUAAGUAUCUUCUGAAUGAGGUGGCGGAUAACUGUUAUCAAAUUGCAACAGACAAAAGUGGAUGUUUUGCACUGCAGCAAAGUGUUGACCACUCUAAAGGAGAGGCAAGAGCGCUUCUAGUUCGAGAGAUAAUGGCAAAUGCUCUACACCUAGCCGAAGAUCAAUAUGGAAACUAUGUGGUUCAACAUAUACUGGGACUGAAAGAGCCACAAAUAACAGAAAGUCUUCUGAGACAGCUUGAAGGGAAUUUUGCAUCUCUUUCCUGGAAUAGGUAUGGAAGCAAUGUUGUGGAGAAGUGCUUGGUGGAAUCAGGAGAACAGCAGUCAACAAGAAUUAUAAUGGAGUUGCUUAGUAGUCCCAUCGUGUCAAUGCUUCUUGUGGAUCCUUUUGGAAACUAUGUUAUGCAAACAGCUUUGUCAGUGUCUAAGGGAUUUGUUUACCAUGCUUUGCUGAAUCUGGUGCGGGUAAACUCUCCAAUGAUGCGCAGCCAUAAUUAUGGAAAAUGGGUACUCGCCUGGUUGGACAAGAGAAAGCUGCUACACAUGUAAACUUACAAAAUUACAAAGCAUAACAUGAAGAGAUAUCCUAAUAAGAGAUUUUCACUAUAAAUAUCUCAUUCAUAUGGAUAGAAUUAGGAUUUUGUGUGCCGAGUUUAUAACUGAUCUGAUCAAUCAUUGUGUAGGAUUAUUGUUGGUGCUUGUUGUGUGUAUUUAUGUAUUUUUUAUUGGGAUAUUUGAUAGCGGUGGCCAUGGAUACUCUGCAGUUGGAUACAGACUAACAUGAAAAGUUGAGGUAUAAUCAUUCUUUAGGGGAUUCGAAAAUGGAAUACACCAUAUUUGAGGUUUUUUUCGCUUGUGUUUUGUCCACACCAUACUUCUAAUCACUUCCUUUUAUGCGGGCAUUGAUUUACUUGUAUUAUUUGAAUUCUUUUUUUU
Molecule: messenger RNA, 2373 nt
Organism: Durio zibethinus
Lineage: Eukaryota; Viridiplantae; Streptophyta; Magnoliopsida; Malvales; Malvaceae
Product: pumilio homolog 15-like
Biological process (GO): post-transcriptional regulation of gene expression
Cellular component (GO): cytoplasm
Molecular function (GO): mRNA binding
Source: RefSeq, a predicted model, not a curated record